Messenger RNA from Solanum tuberosum (potato), 768 nucleotides. The record is from RefSeq and is a predicted model, not a curated record. Lineage: Eukaryota; Viridiplantae; Streptophyta; Magnoliopsida; Solanales; Solanaceae.
CCUCACACAUUGACUCCUUUCCCUUUUCUUGACGUUAUUUGCUAUCUUCCAGCCGAAACAAAAACUAUUACCCCUUUUUGGAUAAGUCCUUUUCCAUUUUGGUUCAUCAAUUUUCUUGUGAUCUCAAAAAUCUUUGAUGGGGAGAUUAUUUGUGUUGACUCUUGAAGGCAAGAUCUACAGCUGCAAGCACUGUGGAACUCAUCUUGCCCUUUCUGAAAACAUUGUUUCCAAGUCUUUCCACUGCAGACAUGGGAAGGCUUACCUCUUCAGUAAAGUGGUGAAUGUCACUUCUGGCGAGAUAGAAAAUAGAAUGAUGAUGACUGGUAUGCACACUGUGGCUGACAUUUUCUGCGUCUGUUGUGGGUCAAUUGUUGGAUGGAAAUAUGAGACCGCCCAUGAGAAGAGCCAAAAGUACAAAGAAGGAAAAUCAGUGCUUGAGCGGUUUAAGAUUACUGGCCCUGAUGGAAGCCAUUACUGGGCUAGUCAUGAUACUCAUGUUGCAGGAAGUGAUGCUGAUGAUGUUUGAUCACCAUUCAGAACAAAAAUUCUAUCCAAAAAUGUACAUUCUUUAACCCACCAGGCCACCACCCUAUUAGUUCUUUAUGGACCAUUGGAUUCUUGAAUAGCUUAAGCUACUACUACUUUAAGCUUGUCCUCUAUUGUAUAUGAUAAUAUGGAAGCAGCCAUGUGUUGCUGCAAACUAACAUGACCAUCUGCUUGUAUUUGUUUGCAAUGACAAGACAUUACUAGUAAGUUAUGUGGGUAUUA